This is a messenger RNA of Microsporum canis CBS 113480, 2640 nucleotides long. RefSeq lists its product as hypothetical. Lineage: Eukaryota; Fungi; Ascomycota; Eurotiomycetes; Onygenales; Arthrodermataceae. Bases 1 to 2640 code for a protein of 879 amino acids. Gene Ontology annotation, cellular component: nuclear inner membrane; microtubule organizing center attachment site; chromosome, centromeric core domain. Gene Ontology annotation, biological process: nuclear inner membrane organization. The transcript has 3 exons. The record is from RefSeq and is a predicted model, not a curated record.
AUGGCUCCUUUUUUUCAGAAGCGACUGCGAUGCUUUUACUGCAGCGGAAAUUCAAACCAGGUAUACAGGAAUGGUGUCCAGAAGUGGAAAUGCGACCGCUGUCAGGCUGUAAACCAUCUCGAUGAAAAUGGUGAAAUAACCGAUCCUCCUGCUGCUGAAGUAUCGACGGAGAGACGAUUCCAUCGGUAUGCUGCUCCUGUCGCGCAAUCCUUCGAACAACCGGAGCAGCCAAGUGCUGCCGACUCUACCAUUUUCUGCUCAACAUGCCAGAAGAACCAGUAUCUUUUCACUCAGACACUGGCUUCAUACCUACCGGACCCGUCACAUCCGGAAUAUGCAGUCUAUGAGAAGUCAUAUCCUUCGUACAAGCGGAGUUUGGAGGAACGCUACCCACAGGUCUGUGAGAAGUGCAAACCACGAGUCAUUAAGCGCAUCAGACAAGCCGGAUAUGCCGCCAAAACAGACCAUCUGCGGCGCAUGAUGGAGCGUAGCAAGGGCAAAUCAUCCAAGCAAAAGAGGCAUAUGUGGAAAUGGAAGAGUCUUUUGGUCUCCACAGGGGCUUUCGCGUUCUGGUCAAGUGUUGCCGGUCAACUGGUCUGGGACGUUGUGGCUUUUGCGUCUUCUGCUCAUCAGCUGCAGGAUACAGGAAUGGGUUCAUUGUUGAUGUCCUCUAUUGCUAGGCAGUGUGUCACUAGCGUUAUGCAAAACCGCGGUGUUCCUGGAGAAUGUGCUGCUUUUCUUGCGCCAUAUGCUGGAUUAUCGUUGAUUCUCGGCGCAUUUUCUCUCUGGUGGAAUCCAAAACUGAGAUUAAAGGUUGAAGGGCAUCAUGGUAGAUUGAUUGGGUUACAGGAGUACUAUCGCAUUCAAAUUGUUACUCUCAUGGUCAGGUUUAUGGCAUGGGCUGGCUUGCAGGACCCUGCGAUAACAGGUCUUCAUCCACAGCUAAAUCCAUCUAUUCAUGCUUUUGUAGCUAUAUUUACCUUGAUUACAACUAUUGCCUCAACUUCGACUAUCAAAUUUGAGAAGAAACCGCUCGUCGAUUGGCACGACAAUACCGAGAAACUGCUAUCCAAUACUAACAGCCGCGCAGGAACGCCGCUGAUAAGUCCUCCAGAGUCGCAAACCUCCGAGGUGGCCAGCCAGCCAGCCUCUCAGCGAUUUCCAAUUGCUAGCCUUGCACCUCGCCGUUUGGCAACUCCAGAACCAUACGUCCCACCGACUCCUCCUCUUGACCCUCGGCAGGACGAUUUCGAUGCGAUGGACUGGACUCCAUCCCGGCAACCACUCCAGAUCCCGAUCAAAAAUACCAACCAGGCACCAGCAAUAUCCACUUCAACGCUCUUUCAAGGCCAGCUGCCUCAAAUACCGAAACCGCCUUCAUGGAAUCUACGGAAUCCAGUAGCAGAGAAGGUGGAAAAGAUUCAGAAGAAACCAAACCCAUUCCACCAAGCUCCUGUUUUACAGCCCACGCUGUUCUCACAAGAGGACGAUGAGGAUGAGGAAGAAGAAGACAAGCAGCCCAAGCCAGUCCGAACUAAUGCCGUCUUUGCUGCACCCAGGUUUUUCCCUCCAAGUCUAACAGCCGAAACGGGACUGGAAAAUUUAUUUGACCAAGCUUUCUCAAUCGCAGAUGGGCCAGGGAAUACCCGACAGAGCCAGUCUGCUCAAGCUUCCAUCAACCGCAAGUCUGCAGUUGUUGGCAACAAGUCAUCUCAUAUCCUGCGAAUCUCUCUUUUGCUCCUUUGUCUGGGCCUGUGGAUGAGCACAAAGGUCUAUACAGUACCUGCAAAGUCAAUUGAGACGGUGGUACUCGGCAUAGCGUUCCUUGUUGCGGCCUUCUCAUUCCUGGAGUCUUUGAUGAAGCCAAUGUUGGCCUGGAAUGUGACCGAGAUCUUGCUCUCUCUUUUUGAAUUAGUGUCAUGCAUUUACCUGGCCGUGGUACAGGCUCGUCAGAUUUACAACCUAGUAGGUCUGGAUAAUGCUGGGAUAUAUUUGGUCUCCUUCAUGAUGGGACAUGAGAUGUUUGGCCUCGGCCCUUCUUCUCUCAUCCCUCAAACCAGCUCUACCGAGUCUAGUAAUGUCCCCAAAGUCGACAAUAUGGAAAAGGAUAAGAAAUCUCCUGGCUCAUCAACGGAUGGCUCGAUUUCUGCACUCAACAUCAAACAAAAGAGCACAUCUCCAGAUAGCCAGCAUGCUAGUACUCCCCGGAUCGGACGACAAUCAACGACCAACAUCAGAACUAGUCCCAAGACUAACCCUUCAGCCGGCAUCUUCCCCCAAAGAAACCACAAUAGUUUCCCUGAUUUCGCUACUAGAAUGAAAUCAACACCGCAGCCUUCAUUUACACCUUCAACUAAGUUCGCCGGUUAUACCCCAGCUGCCCGACAGCCAACUCUGUCAUUCUCACCUUCAUUUGAUGCAGCUUUACAGGACAGUCCUUUUUCCCCUACCUCUACAGCUUCAGACUACGCCUCAUCAGUUGCGUCAGAAGCCCAAACACCCAUUUCUCAGUCUAGAUUUUUGAACAUAAACCACGACAACGCCAGUCCUUCUAUUAUCAAGUCUCUUAAUCUUAAUGAUGAUCCGGCUCCCCGAGCUCCGCCUACUACACGUUACUCUCUGCGUCAGCGACGGAAUUAA